UGGGCCCCUGCGGCCGCCGUCGGCUCUGAGUUGCUAUGGAAACCCAGCUGCCCUCACUAUGUCUUUGCAACAGGCCCCUCAGUCCCGGGUAUUCGUGGAACUGGUUCCCUGGGCUGACCGGGGCCGGGAGAACUAUCUGCUCUCGGGCGGAGAGACGCUGCCCGGCCUCCGCCGCCCUCUCUCCUCAGCGCAGGCCCAGACUGCCACCCGCGAGGUGCAUGUAAGCGGCACUGCGGAGGUGUCUGCGACCCCCGACCGGGCGCAGGUGGUCGUGCAGAUGAGCAGCACCAAGGAGGCAGCGGCCGAGGCCAAGAAGAGCGUUUGUCGCCGCCUGGACUACGUCACGCAGACCCUCCAGCAGCAGGGCGUGCAGUCAGAAAAUGUAACUGUGACAAAGGAUUUCAAAAGGGUAGAAAAUGCUUAUCACACUGGAAGCAGAGGGUAUGUCUGCAUUACAUUUACUGAAUUCGGAAAAAUGCAAAAUAUUUGUAACUUUCUUGUUGAAAAGCUAGAUAGCUCUGUUGUCAUCAGCCAACCCCAGUUCUAUCAUACUCCAGGUUCUAUUGAGAAUCUUCGACGGCAAGCCUGUCUUGUUGCUGUAGAAAAUGCAUGGCGCAAAGCUCAAGAAGUCUGUAAUCUUGUUGGCCAAACUCUAGGAAAACCUUUAUUAAUCAAAGAAGAAGAAAUGAAAGAAUGGGAAGGCCAAAUAGAUGAUCACCAGUCAUCCAGACUCUCAAGUUCGUUAACUGUACAACAAAAAAUCAAAAGUGCAACAAUACAUGCUGCUUGCAAAGUAUUUAUAACUUUUGAAGUAAAGGGGAGAGAGAAGAAAAAAAACCGUAUCUGAAAUUCUGACCAAAAUAUAUUGUGUUUGUAUCUUUUUGUCUAUUUUUAUACUUUUUAUAAUGUUUGCUUUUGUCCUGAAUAUAUAUGUAUUGUGUAGUCUAUAAAGUGUUUCUCCCCCAAGUCUGUCAGUCCUUGAAUAUAGUUCCACAGACUACUUAUGUUUACUUUCUGUUUUUGAAAACUUACUAUGGGAAAUACUCUUUGGAAAUAAAUGUGUUAUAUGUGCACACUUGCAUAGUGACAGUUCAUAUAGGUGUGUGUGUAAAUAAUUUGAUAUUCCUACUACAGGAUGAAAUAUUGACACAGUUAUUAACAUGAUUCUUAACAUUCAUAGAAAGAAUGAUGAGCAAUACAUAACUUUUGAUAAAAGGGUAAUGAGAUAUACUAAGAAAAUAUUUUGAUGACUGAAAUAAAAGAUAAUAUAUGGACCUUCACUAGGGCUCC
Messenger RNA from Balaenoptera musculus (blue whale), 1290 nucleotides. It is a transcript of the gene IRAK1BP1, whose product is annotated as interleukin 1 receptor associated kinase 1 binding protein 1. Gene Ontology annotation, biological process: canonical NF-kappaB signal transduction; immune response. The record is from RefSeq and is a predicted model, not a curated record. NCBI's taxonomy places the organism in Eukaryota, Metazoa, Chordata, Mammalia, Artiodactyla, Balaenopteridae.